Messenger RNA from Quercus robur (English oak), 1562 nucleotides. Its product is annotated as lipase. Gene Ontology annotation, biological process: lipid metabolic process. Bases 237 to 1304 code for a protein of 355 amino acids. The record is from RefSeq and is a predicted model, not a curated record. The transcript is spliced from 11 exons. NCBI's taxonomy places the organism in Eukaryota, Viridiplantae, Streptophyta, Magnoliopsida, Fagales, Fagaceae.
CUUUUCUUUUCUUCCACAACUCUCUCUCUCUCUCUCUCUCCAACAGAAAGUCGCUCAGCACACGCCGAUUUUGCCAAAACUACCGGAGGGACCGAGCUAUAAAAAUCUCUCACAUUGGUUGUACGGAUCACCAACCCGGUUUCCCUCCGGAGCUCCGAAUUCACCUUGCAGUCGGGUCCACCCAGUUCCCUUUUGAUUCAUAUUCAGGAAAAAAAAGAAAAAAGUCAACUCAGAAUAUGGGGAAAAGUAGGUGGUUAAUUUGGGCGAUCAUUGCAUGUGUUCUUGCCUCUUCUAGUGCGAGAGAACUUAAGUUGUUCAAGCACAAGAUGGGUCAUGAAUCCGAUUACAAUCAUACCCUGGCCACAAUAUUAGUGGAGUAUGCUUCUGCAGUGUACGUGACAGAUAUGACACAAUUAUUUACUUGGACGUGCUCAAGAUGUAAUGGUUUGAUAAAGGAAUUUGAAAUUAUAGAGUUGGUUGUUGACAUUCAGCACUGCUUACAGAGUUUUGUUGGAGUGGCAAAAGAUCUUAAUGCUAUUGUGAUUGCAUUUAGAGGAACUCAGGAACACAGCAUAAUGAAUUGGAUCGAAGACUUAUAUUGGAAACAGCUUGACUUGAAUUACCCUGGCAUGUCCGAUGCAAUGGUGCACCGUGGAUUUUAUUAUGCUUACCACAACACAACUCUACGCCCUGCAAUUUUAAAUGCUAUUAAAAGGGCAAAGGAGUGCUAUGGAGACAUUCCCAUCAUGGUGACAGGGCAUUCAAUGGGAGGGGCAAUGGCCGCAUUUUGUGGGAUUGACCUAAAGGUUAAUCAUGAAGCACGGAAUGUUCAAGUUAUGACAUUUGGACAACCCCGUAUUGGUAAUGCAGUGUUUGCAUCUUACUAUAGCAAGCUUGUCCCAAACACAAUUCGAGUCACAAAUGAGCAUGAUAUUGUGCCUCAUUUGCCUCCAUACUAUCCUUAUUUCCCACAAAAGACAUACCACCACUUCCCAAGAGAGGUGUGGCUUUACAACAUUGGAUUGGGAAGUCUUGUUUAUAAUAUUGAGAAGGUCUGUGAUGGUUCUGGAGAAGACCCAUCUUGUAGCAGGUCAGUGACCGGGACCAGUAUUUCAGACCAUUUAGUUUAUUAUGGUGUUGCAUUAAUGUCCGGAGAACCAGGGACAUGCAGAAUUGUGAUGGAUCCCCCUGUUGUGGAUUAUGGUACAACUGAUCUCGGAGGAAACUUCAUCUUAUCCAGAAAUCCUGCAACACCAGUUAUUAAAUUGAAUACAGAGUCAGAUACUGGGGGCAAAAAUGUUUAAGAUAUGGCUGGGAGUAUGAAAUCUCUUGCAAGAUAGCUAGAGAGGUCUGUUAUAUGAAUUAACAUUUAAUCUAAUACCCCAUACAGAGUAUUUUCAUCUUUUUUUUCUUUCUUUUUUUUUGGUUUAGUGCCCUUCCAGAAAGCUUUGGCAGUUGAUUAUAUUGUUGCAAAGGGCUGGGGCUGGAAAGAAAUUUGUGUAUAUACGAAUUGUGUACAUCUUCAUCCUUGUUAAUAUGAUCACUAUUGAUUUCAUUGUUUA